CUUUGUUAUCAUCCAGAGCAAACUGGAAUAUUGAAUAUCAUUAAAUUUUGGGGAUAUAAUCUUGGAACAAAUGUAGUUCAAACUGCAUUAUCAAAAGAUGUGAUGAAUACAUAUAUUAGACUUAUGGGAAAUAUUUCGGAAUCUGAUAUUGAAAGUCUUCAAUCCCGGCAUUCUAUUUUAUGGGCAGAGAAUGGUGAUGGCCUAUCAAAAAUUUACACUGGUACUGGAGCUCUUAGAUCAGAAUACACCCGAAGUGGAAAAGUCACAUGGGCCGGUGUCCUGACUGAUGCUACAAAGACCGUUAACAGAUUUUAUAUCAAUAACUUUCAAGACAAGUCAAAGCAGGAAGCAAUUGAUUUGUUACUUGGAAAACUGUUAAAUUCAAAAGCAAUUGAGAUUCAUGAUCCAGUUAAUGAAGCGAUACGUCAAGAUAUUUUAAACAGGUUAAGCGACUAUUGUUUGAAAUCUACGAUCAAUGUAUUUGUCGGUUCAUACAAUUUGAAUGGAUGUCUACCGUCUGGAGAGUCUCUCUCACCUUGGUUAUUUCCUUUUAGUGACUACGAGCCUGAUCCCCAUUUAUUUGUCAUCGGUUUUCAGGAGAUUGUCGAGUUAAAAGCACAACAGAUUGUUUCAGCUGAUCCAGAAAAAUUACGAAUUUGGGAGAAGGAAAUAAGUAAAGCUUUAAAUAGUCGUCCUGGUCAGCGUUCUAAUUAUGUAAUAUUGAGAUCCGGGCAGUUAGUCGGUACGGCUUUAGUUAUUUACGCAAGAUCUGAUAUUGUAUCCAAUAUACGCAAUGUUGAAUAUGUAAUGAAAAAGAUGGGUUUAGGUGGUAUGGCUGGAAACAAGGGAGCUGUUGCCAUCCGCCUUGAUUAUCAUGAUACCAGCAUAUGCUUUGUCACAGCACAUUUGGCGUCUGGACAAUCAAACUUAGAAGAUAGAAAUAGAGAUUACCAUACCAUCAAUGAUGGAUUAAUUUUUCGAAAUGGUCGUCGUCUCUUACAUCACGAAUAUGUUGUUUUCUUUGGAGAUUUUAACUAUCGCAUAAAUUUAGGAAACGAGGAGGUUAGAGAACUCAUAUAUCAAGAAAAUUUCGAACAAUUAUUGAAGUUUGAGCAGUUGACAAACCAAAUAAACUACGGUUACGCAUUCACUGAGUAUAUUGAAGGGCCCAUUACCUUUUUUCCCACAUAUAAAUACGAUAAUGGAACUGAUGAAUAUGACACUAGCGAGAAGGCUCGAACACCUGCAUGGACAGUCAUGUCAUCAUUUGAUAUAGAGGUAAUUAAACUUGACGAAGUUGCCAAAAAAAAGAUACAGGGGGAACUUUAUCUCGAGAAACAAAAAACAUUGUCGAGAAACAGUGAAAAGAAAAUUGUGCGUUCUAUACCAGAAAAUGAUGAAAAGCAAAUUAAUGAUGCCAUUAAUGAUGCCAUUAAUGAUGCCAUUAAUGAUGUCAUCAUAAUUAAUGGUGAUAGUAAACUAGAAAAGACAAAUUAUGCUAGAAAGUUUAAUAAUCCGUCGGAUGAUCAUAAAGAUGAUAUAACUACUACUGAUAAUAGUGAUAUAGGCAAAGAGACGGGGCCUCCUGUUGGUGUUUUGAUUAAUUUUGAUGAGAGCAAUAAAAAAGAAGGAUUACCACCACCAAGCUCAGAAACUUUCCAGUGGUGGGCAGAUUAUAAAGGCGAUUCUUCAUCACCGAUGGUUGUAGAUAAGAGUGUUAUAAAUAGGAAGUAUAGAAAUUUUUCCAGCAAUCCUUUUUAUGAAUCAAAUCCACGGUUAAUAAGGUCAAUGUCGCUGAAACCAUUGAUACCGUCCAAACCUACAACACCGAAACCGGUGAUAAGACAAAAUAGUAUGGGAAGCAUUCUAAGAACAAAUACCUUUACUGAAAAUGAUGACGAGUUUCUGGCAAAGGCACCGAAAUUCGGUGAUCUCACUUCAUCCAGAGUACCCAUUGGGUUAUUCAUACUUUCGUCCGCGCCUAAAAAGUUAUUUUUGAAAAAUUAUGAUUUAAAAAUUGAAGACGAUAUAAAAAAGCUAUCGAAACUGAUGAAUAUGUCUACAAAG
This is a messenger RNA of Dentiscutata heterogama, 2067 nucleotides long. The record is from the annotation of a GenBank genome assembly. Lineage: Eukaryota; Fungi; Glomeromycota; Glomeromycetes; Diversisporales; Gigasporaceae.